Molecule: messenger RNA, 1854 nt
Organism: Nothobranchius furzeri (turquoise killifish)
Lineage: Eukaryota; Metazoa; Chordata; Actinopteri; Cyprinodontiformes; Nothobranchiidae
Product: NEDD8-activating enzyme E1 catalytic subunit
Biological process (GO): protein neddylation
Cellular component (GO): nucleus; cytoplasm
Molecular function (GO): NEDD8 activating enzyme activity
Source: RefSeq, a predicted model, not a curated record
GCAAAAUGCUUAAAGCGUAUUGUAUAACGGGGUAGUGGAAACGACAAAAGCUAAACAAGUUUUUUUUUUCAAAAAUACCUUUAUAUGUUAUCAUACAUUAUGUAUUUUAACUUCUAUGAGGAUAUGUUUAAUGCCCUUUUUGGUACGCUGGGGUGUGUUGUCUAAAACCCUACGCAUCUUUGACUCCCGUGAACGCAUCAGGCUGAAUCGAGGACAUGGGACCGUGAAAGUAUGGCGGAUGCCGAGGAGCCGGAGAAGAAAAGAAGGCGAAUAGAAGACCUGACUGAGAAAAUGGCGGUCGAAAGCGGACACAGGGACGGAGGUUGCUACUGGGAAGGUCGCUGGAAUCAUGUGAGGAAGUUUUUGGAGAGACCAGGACCGUUUACACAUCCUGACUUUGAGCCAAGCACUGAGUCUCUGCAGUUUCUGUUGGAGACGUGCAAGAUUCUAGUCAUUGGGGCUGGAGGACUUGGAUGUGAACUCCUUAAAAACCUGGCGCUGUCAGGGUUUCGCCUCAUUCAUGUGGUGGACAUGGAUACGAUUGAUGUGUCUAACCUCAACAGGCAGUUUCUCUUCAGGCCCAAAGAUGUCGGGAGACCGAAGGCAGAAGUGGCGGCUGACUUUAUCAACCGCCGCAUCCCAGGAUGCAAAGUAGUCCCUCACUUUAAAAAGAUCCAAGACUUUGAUGAGUCAUUCUACAGGCAGUUCCACAUCAUCGUCUGUGGACUUGACUCCAUCGUGGCCCGACGCUGGAUAAAUGGAAUGCUGAUAUCCCUCCUGGGCUAUGAGGACGGCGUCCUGGAUCCCAGCUCCAUCAUUCCCCUCAUCGAUGGAGGAACGGAGGGCUUUAAGGGAAAUGCUCGCGUCAUUCUUCCUGGCAUGACAGCGUGUAUUGAUUGCACUCUGGAGCUGUACCCACCACAGAUCAAUUUCCCGAUGUGCACCAUCGCAUCGAUGCCACGGCUGCCAGAACACUGCGUCGAGUACGCCAGAAUCCUACAGUGGCCCAAAGAACAGCCGUUUGGAGACACCAGUCUAGACGGGGACAAUCCAGAACACAUCCAGUGGGUGUUUGAACGGUCCCAGGAGAGAGCGGCAGAGUUCCACAUCACAGGAAUCACAUACAGACUCACGCAAGGAGUUGUGAAAAGGAUCAUCCCUGCGGUGGCUUCGACCAACGCCGUUAUCGCCGCUGCCUGUGCAACAGAAGUUUUUAAAAUUGCUACGAGUGCUUAUAUUCCCUUAAACAACUACCUUGUCUUCAACGACGUGGAUGGACUGUACACCUACACGUUUGAAGCAGAGAGAAAGGAAAAUUGUACGGCGUGCAGUCAAGUCCCGCAGGACCUCCAGUUCCCUCCUUCUGCCAAACUCCAGGAGGUUUUAGAGUACCUGACAGAAAACGCCUCUCUACAAAUGAAGUCGCCUGCUAUCACCACCACUCUGGAAGGAAAGAACAAGACGCUGUACCUGCAGUCUGUAAAAUCGAUCGAGGAGCGCACCAGACCAAACCUCUGCAAAACUCUAAAAGAACUGGGCUUGUCCGAUGGCCAGGAAAUAGCCGUAGCCGACGUCACCACGCCGCAGACGGUUCUCUUCAAAAUCAAUUUCACUGCUUGAUUUUACGAAGAACAAGUUGCUGUUUGACCACAGCGUUGCUUUGGUGUUUCACUGGCACGUAAAGCUGUAAAUACGGUGGAAACGGUGUGACCUGUGAGAUCUAGUGUUGUCUCAGCACACAAUCAUUCACAUCAACUGUUUUUGGUAUCAUUUGCAUAUGUGUGUUUGUCCGAGGCUGUCCAUGUGGUUGUUUCAGAAUCAUACGUGAGCUCUAAUAAAGUUUUAUUAUCAGAA